ACACACACACACACAGUAAGGUGAAUUGAAUGAAUACUUUUUUCGUUUUGAAGUAUGAAUCUAAAUCAGUCAAAUCAGACUCAUCCCUUUAAUUAAAAUGAGGGAGGUCAUUUAAGAUCAAAUAAAGAGCUGAAAUAGCCUCUCACUUUUACCAAGGCGACCAGAGGGCGCUGAACCUGCGUUGAGUUUUACUUAUAGCUCCCCUGCCAAGUGUUUUUCUUAAUUAGUUAAUUGGUUGCAUCUGGUGCGUUUCACUUAAGAGGGAACCGGACGAUCCCAGAAACCAGAACGUGUGUGUCCUGUUUCACAGGUUAAAGACUUUUUGAAGUAAAGAGGAGCAUCUCAUCUGAACCUGAUGUCUAGCAUGGAUAUUUAACUGCAGUUCUGUGAGUAUCCCAACUUAACCAUGAAGAUGAACUGCAAACUGUAAGUCAUAAGUUUCUCAUUACUCUUGGGCACAUUGAUGUAUUUUGGCUUCCUGGUGAGUUAACCCGUUACCUGAAGGUUGAUCUGAAUAGUAAGGAUGUUUCAUUGGUUCAUGGGUUACUUAAGUGUUUGGUUUGGUUUAUGUUGGUUUUAAUGAUUCGUUAAAAUGGUUACAGGCUCUAAGUUAUUGUUGUAAGCUGGAGUAAUGGGUUGGGCUCUGAUAUCUUCAGUCUUCUUUCCAGCUACUUUCCUGAGCUCUGCAUCUUCAUCAAAUAAGUGUUGCUUUACUGAUGAGCGUGUGGUCUGAGUGAGCAGAGGUGCAUACUGGGAUACAGAGCUGUCUCAAGUCUACAGGUCUGUAGACACGCCCCCUCAGGGGAAACCGAGUGUUUGAGAAACCGUCGUGACGUCAGUUACUUGGACUGGAAUGUUCUUUAAGAUGGAGACAGGGAUUCAGAAGGAGAAACACCAGGGGGAGAUGAGGGGGGCUUCUCAUCUCAACGACUAAAACACAACUUCAGUCUGACACGGAGAACCAUGGAACACAUUCAACAGUCCCCUCCAGGCAUCAUGACUCAUCAGGAACAGUUUCAUUUCCAAGAAGGUCUUAUUUGGGGCCAUCCCCAUAUGGAUCCUUCUCCUCGAGAGCCACCCCCCUCCACUGGGUGGUCUUCUGAACAGAUGACCUCCUUCCUGCCCUCAGGCUGACUAAAGCUGCACCGUUUGCAUCUGUGAAGGUCCCUCAUUCAGGAAACCACUGGACUACAAAGACAUGACUUCAGAGACGUUGAAUCAACCUGAGACACAUUUUGGAGACGCCAAGCAUAAUCCAUCACCAAUGUGGGACGCCACUGAAGAAUGUUGUACAUAAUUAACGUCUCUGGAGACAUUGGUUGUUCUGUUCUGGGUGCCCUGGCAAGAGAGCUGGGGGUGGAUGAUGGAACGAUAUUUGGCAUGAGGUUUUUAGCCUGCAUGAUUGUUUGGUCUUUUAUGGCUCAGUGGUGUGUGUGUGUGUUUGGGUUUGACAUGAGAUGGAAGAUUUUUGAGCGUCGCUAGGGUUCUACUGUGUGUGUGUGUGUGUGUGUGUGUGUCUCCCACACACCUGGCAUGGGGUUCUACGCGUGUUUGGUUCCACCUGGCAUGGGGUUCUACGUGCGUGUCCUCGGUUCUAGUCUUUGACAGUGAUGAUGUUCACACGGGGGUCUGUGUGGUUGGCUUGGGAUAUUGGAAUGGUCAACUAAAUCAUACUUGACGGACGGCCACAUGUUUACUUGAGGCCUCUAGUAGACAUGAAGAGCCCAGAGCGACGCUACGGAGCGAUAUCCAACACACUGGGCAGGAAGGAGAGUAUCCAAAUCAAGUGUCAAAGGAUGCAAGCGGCGUGUUCAGAUCAGUGACUUCAAACUAGGACUACACCAAUCAGGAUCAAUGGAGGAUGGACACCUAAAGGCAUUCCACAAGGAGUCUGAAGUUGGAAAGGGACCUAAAUGGGUAUUCAAGAUGAACUUCAGACCUGUAAUGAGACUGCUCUUCCUACCUGGCUGGAUUGAUGGAGAGCCCUGUGGAUCUUGUCUUGCUCUCGGUUGCACGUCUUCUCAGGCUGUACUGGAUUUGUUUCGGACAGGACUAGAUGAAAGAUUGGUCCCCUUAAAUCAGAACCAAUCUUGGAACGCCAACUAGUGCGCACUUCGAGCUCAAGGUGUAAAGAGGAGAAUGUUUCAAAGUGUUCCAUGGUACUCUGAUGAAGACCGUUGUUGUGUUCCACUGGCUGAGAGGAAGAACCCUCGCAUCUUCCUCUUGGCCUUUCUCCUCUGAGGAUCCUGGCGCCAUCUAGAAGGAUAUUCCAGCUCAUGUAACUGAUGUCACGACAGAUUCUCAAACACUUGGUUUCUCCUGAGGGGCGUGUCUAUAGAACUGAAGACUUCAGACAGCACUGUAUCCCAGCAUGCAUCUCUGCUCACUCAGACCACACCCCCAUGAGUAGGAUGCAACACUCUAGUGAUUGAGAUGUAGAGUUUUAUAAGUAACGAGGGAGCAGACAAAGGUGAUUAGAACACAAUGGCAUGUCAAGUCUGUAAAUCUUUAAACCAUGAAGAUGGUUGGAUAGUUCAGGAAUUGGGCUUUUUUAUUAUGGGCAGUCCUUUCACUCAGAUGCCCACAUCUCACUGGACCUGUGCAUGUGUUGGCUGGCUGGCAUGAUUUGCUGUUGGUGAUGAGGCUGUUAGGGUGACGUUGCAGGGCUAUGGUCGGCUCUCUGUGAGCUCAACGUUUAGAUUUGCUCUGUAUGGUUUGUACCCUGAAUAAUCUAGAUAAUUGUUAAAUGUAGACACGGUUUUGUAUUGAAUGAUUUUAGGUUUAAAGUUGUUGUGGGACGUACAUGGUAGUUUGGUUCUUCGUACGGUUUUGAGUGAUUUAACUUGUACACACUGGGUGCAUAAUAAUGUAAAGGUACACUGAAUAGUAGUAAUUACCAACAGCAACAAACAGAUCUCCUCAAGGUAAGUCUGUUGGCUGUGUUUUAAUGAAGAUCAUCGCUGGACUUCAGGAUCUUCCUCCGUUCAGCUCAAGGUGAGGCGCUGGUUCUGUUUUUUCUUUGGUUGGUUCCGGCCGGAAUGUUCGGAUUCCGGUCGGACGGUUUGUGCUUCCCGCCGUGGAAGGUUCUGAGUGCGGUCACUUGAUUUAGUCUCAAUGGUUAGCAUAGAACGUUGUAGUCUUGGCAACCAUAAGAAACCACCUGGCAGUUAGUUGGACGGGAGUCCCCUGAGGGAAUCUGGCGGAACGCCGUUGCCAACGGAAACUUUUUUUCAGUUGUUUCCAUUGGGAAUUGUUGUCCCUUAUCUUAAACAACUUAAGUUUGAUAUUAAAUACAUACUGACACGUACGUCGUACAAUAUGUUGAUAAUUUCCGAUGGUUGCGCCGUACUUUUAACCACGUUGACGUGACGGGACUCUCGCCGCGUACAAAACGGCGUUCUACUUGCGGGCCCAUUUUUGACAUCAGUGAAGGCUGAAAAUCAUUUCAAGGUGGAAGAUAAUUUGACAUUUCUUCAACGGAACCCAGCACCUGAAUAUGGCGAGUAUAUUUGAUUUAAUAUCGAUACUGCUUAGUGUUCUUUGUUACUUCAGCUUUUGUACGUUCUAAAUAUCUGCUGUCAUUAAUUGCCACAGAAGUUAAACCCUACCCAAUGGCAUGAUGUUAAACAAUGACUUUGGUGCAGAGUUACUAACUGGUUAAUAUCAAAGCUAAAAUAAUGGCCGUCCUUCCCACGUGUUACAGUAGAAGAUACUCUAGAACUGUACAUGGUUAAAAAGGUAACAUGUAGUUUGUCCCUAGGUGUCUGCCUCCUCACCCAGAGCAAGACCUCCACCUCCUCACCCAGAGCCAGACCUCCACCUCCUGUCAGAAGUCCUCCAGAACAGUUGAAAGGAGAGGCUGAGAGGCUGGGGACCGGAGGCUUGUGGCGCCAGGAUGGACCGGAGACUGAGGCUGGAGACCAGGGGCCUGCAGCACCGGACCAGAGGACCAGGAAUCCAUGGCUGAUCGAGGGACCGUGGCUGAAGGACCGAUGGAGUCGUGCUGAAGGCCCUGCCUGGUGGAGGAGCUGGUGGAGGCCCUGCCUGGUGGAGGAGCUGGUGGAGGCCCUGCCUGGUGGAGGAGCUGAUGGAGGCCCUGCCUGGUGGAGGAGCUGGUGGAGGCCCUGCCUGGUGAAGGACGUCUGUCGUGGGACCAGGACUCUGUCUGAGGAGAGCUGCUGGAGGAGCUCAGACGCUGGAGGACGACUAGGAAUCGACCAACAAGGAUUCCUCAACGUGUUUCUGGAGCGGAGGCGAGCUGGUAGGGGAGCCGUGAAUCUGGAGGACGACAUCACUCUACCAACCUGGAUCCUCGUAAGUAUGCAUAAAAUAAACAGUGGACUUGUUAGCCCAACUACUCCUGUGUUUGACCUUUCAUAA
Molecule: messenger RNA, 4380 nt
Organism: Gadus macrocephalus (Pacific cod)
Lineage: Eukaryota; Metazoa; Chordata; Actinopteri; Gadiformes; Gadidae
Exons: 7
Coding region: 3727-4380 (217 amino acids)
Source: RefSeq, a predicted model, not a curated record